CCUUGUCCCUAUGAGGGUUUUGACCCACCACAUCAAAGUGACACAAGAACUAUUUACGUAGCCAACCGGUUUCCUCAGAAUGGCCUUUACACACCUCAGAAAUUUAUAGAUAACCGGAUUAUUUCAUCUAAGUAUACUGUGUGGAAUUUUGUUCCAAAAAACUUAUUUGAACAAUUCAGAAGAGUGGCAAACUUUUAUUUUCUUAUUAUAUUUUUGGUUCAGCUUAUGAUUGAUACACCUACCAGUCCAAUUACCAGUGGACUUCCAUUAUUCUUUGUGAUAACAGUAACUGCCAUAAAGCAGGGAUAUGAAGAUUGGUUACGACAUAACUCAGAUAAUGAAGUAAAUGGAGCUCCUGUUUAUGUUGUUCGAAGUGGUGGCCUUGUAAAAACUAGAUCAAAAAACAUUCGGGUGGGUGAUAUUGUUCGAAUAGCCAAAGAUGAAAUUUUCCCUGCAGAUUUGGUGCUGUUGUCUUCAGAUCGACUUGAUGGUUCUUGUCACAUUACAACUGCUAGUCUGGAUGGAGAAACUAACCUGAAGACCCAUGUGGCAGUUCCAGAAACAGCAGUAUUACACACAGUUGCCAAUUUGGACACUCUUGUAGCUGUGAUAGAAUGUCAGCAACCAGAAGCAGACUUAUACAGAUUCAUGGGACGAAUGAUAAUAACUCAACAAAUGGAAGAAAUUGUAAGACCUCUGGGGCCAGAGAGUCUCUUGCUUCGUGGAGCCAGAUUAAAAAACACAAAAGAAAUUUUUGGUGUUGCUGUGUACACCGGAAUGGAAACAAAGAUGGCAUUAAAUUACAAGAGCAAGUCCCAGAAACGAUCUGCAGUAGAAAAGUCAAUGAAUACAUUUUUGAUAAUUUAUCUAAUAAUACUUAUAUCUGAAGCCAUCAUCAGUACUAUCUUGAAAUAUACAUGGCAAGCUGAGGAAAAAUGGGAUGAACCUUGGUAUAACCAAAAAACAGAACAUCAGAGAAAUAGUAGUAAGAUUCUGAAAUUUAUUUCAGACUUCCUUGCCUUUUUGGUACUCUACAAUUUCAUCAUUCCAAUUUCAUUAUAUGUGACAGUCGAAAUGCAGAAAUUUCUUGGGUCAUUUUUUAUUGGCUGGGAUCUUGAUCUCUAUCAUGAAGAAUCAGAUCAGAAAGCUCAAGUCAAUACUUCUGAUCUGAAUGAAGAGCUUGGACAGGUGGAGUAUGUGUUUACAGAUAAAACUGGUACACUGACAGAAAAUGAGAUGCAUUUUCGGGAAUGUUCAAUUAAUGGCAUAAAAUACCAAGAAAUCAAUGGUAGACUUGUAUCCGAAGGACCAACACCAGACUCUUCAGAAGGAAACUUAACUUAUCUAAGUAGUUUAUCUCAUCUUAACAACAUAUCCCAUCUUACAUCCAGUUCUUCUUUUAGAACUGGUCCUGAAAAUGAAACUGAACUAAUUAAAGAACAUGAUCUCUUCUUUAAAGCAGUCAGCCUCUGUCACACUGUACAGAUUAGUAAUGUUCAGACUGAUGGCAUUGGUGAUGGUCCCUGGCAAUCCAGCCUUACACCCUCCCAGUUGGAAUACUAUGCAUCUUCACCAGAUGAAAAAGCUCUAGUGGAAGCUGCUGCAAGAAUUGGCAUUGUGUUUAUUGGCAAUACUGAAGAAACUAUGGAAGUUAAAACACUUGGAAAACUGGAACGGUACAAACUGCUUCAUAUUCUGGAAUUUGAUUCAGAUCGUAGGAGAAUGAGUGUAAUUGUUCAAGCACCUUCAGGUGAGAAGUUUUUAUUUGCUAAAGGAGCUGAAUCAUCAAUUCUUCCUAAAUGUAUAGGUGGAGAAAUAGAAAAAACCAGAAUUCAUGUAGAUGAAUUUGCUUUGAAAGGACUAAGAACUCUGUGCAUGGCCUAUAGACAAUUAACAUCUAAAGAGUAUGAGGUAAUAGAUAGACGCUUAUUUGAAGCCAGGACUGCCUUGCAGCAACGGGAAGAGAAAUUGGCAAAUGUCUUCCAGUUCAUAGAGAAAGAUCUGAUAUUACUUGGAGCUACAGCAGUAGAAGACAGACUACAAGAUAAAGUACGAGAAACUAUUGAAGCAUUGAGAAUGGCUGGUAUCAAAGUAUGGGUACUUACUGGAGAUAAACAUGAAACAGCUGUUAGUGUGAGUUUAUCAUGUGGACAUUUUCACAGAACCAUGAAUAUCCUUGAACUUAUAAACCAGAAAUCAGACAGUGAAUGUGCUGAACAAUUGAGGCAGCUUGCCAGAAGAAUUACAGAGGAUCAUGUGAUUCAGCAUGGGCUAGUGGUGGAUGGGACCAGCCUAUCUCUUGCACUCAGGGAGCACGAAAAACUAUUUAUGGAUGUUUGCAGAAAUUGUUCAGCUGUAUUGUGCUGUCGUAUGGCACCACUGCAGAAAGCCAAGGUAAUAAGACUGAUAAAAAUUUCACCUGAGAAACCUAUUACAUUGGCUGUUGGCGAUGGUGCUAAUGAUGUAAGCAUGAUACAAGAAGCACAUGUUGGCAUAGGAAUUAUGGGUAAAGAAGGAAGACAGGCUGCAAGAAACAGUGACUAUGCAAUAGCUAGAUUUAAAUUCCUCUCCAAAUUGCUUUUUGUUCAUGGUCAUUUUUAUUAUAUUAGAAUAGCUACCCUUGUACAGUACUUUUUUUAUAAGAAUGUGUGCUUUAUCACACCCCAAUUUUUAUAUCAGUUCUACUGUUUGUUUUCUCAACAAACACUGUAUGACAGCGUGUACCUGACAUUAUACAAUAUUUGUUUUACUUCCCUACCUAUUCUAAUAUAUAGUUUACUAGAACAGCAUGUAGACCCUCAUGUAUUACAAAGCAAGCCCACCCUCUAUCGAGACAUUAGUAAAAACCGUCAACUGAGUAUUAAAACUUUUCUUUAUUGGACCAUACUGGGUUUCAGUCAUGCCUUUAUUUUCUUUUUUGGAUCCUAUUUUCUAAUGGGGAAAGAUAUAUCUCUGCUUGGAAAUGGCCAGAUGUUUGGCAACUGGACAUUUGGCACCUUGGUCUUCACAGUCAUGGUUAUUACAGUCACAGUAAAGAUGGCUUUGGAAACUCAUUUUUGGACCUGGAUCAAUCAUCUUGUUACCUGGGGAUCUAUAAUAUUCUAUUUUGUGUUUUCUUUGUUUUAUGGAGGGAUUCUCUGGCCAUUUUUGGGCUCCCAGAAUAUGUACUUUGUAUUUUUUCAGCUCCUAUCAAGUGGUUCUGCUUGGUUUGCCAUAAUCCUCAUGGUUGUUAUAUGUCUUUUGCUUGAUAUUGUGAAAAAAGUAUUUGACAGACAGCUCCAUCCUACAAAUACUGAAAAGGCACAGAAUAACAACGUGGUGUUAAGAGUGAAGAAAGCUAACAGCCAUACAAAUGUCAGUCAUAUGUACUCCAACACAGUUGCUUUAAGUGACGAGUUCAUCGCACUGCAGCCAUUGUCGAGGGCAAGGAAUCAGCUGAGCAAACUUAGCUUACUGAAACAAAUUCAAGUAUCAAGUGCUUGGACUCCAUGUGCUGUUUCUCAGAAGGAGAAACAGCGUGCGCAUCUAUUAGAAGAAUGCUGGAACGAGUUAUAGGAAGAUGUAGUCCGACCCAUGUCAGCAGAUUAUGGAGUGCAUCGGAUCCUUUCUAUACCAACGACAGGAGCAUCUUGACUCUCUCCACAAUGGACUCAUCUACUUGUUAAAAGGGCAGUAGUACUUUGUGGGAGCCAUUUCAGCUCCUUUUCUAAAAUUCAGUGUGAUCAUCCUGGCCACCGUAGCUCUACAGAAUUACUUUCUGAAAUGUCUGGAAUAGUUACUUCAUACCCACUCAGAGUUAUAAUGGCAAAGAAAAAGCAUUAACGCAAACAACUCUUAACCCCCUUAAUUUAAUCUGAAUAUGUUAAAAUUUGUGAAUAAAGAGACAUUUUCCAUCUGUUUGUCUGGGUUGUCCCUUGUGCUUGUGGGACUCCUAAUGACAUUUCAGCCUCUUGCUAAGGCCACCACAUUAUAAUAUUAAGGUAGAAAGAGAUAAUUCCUACUUAAUUGUAUUUUUUAGUAUUAGCUUAGUUAUCGAGUCUUCUAUUUAAAUCUGCUUCUGUAAAUUAUGCUGAAAAGUUUGCCUUUGAAAACUCUAUUUUUUCAUUAGAGUUGUAUUUGAAGCUUUUCAUGAGAAAAGUAAAUGUGAAUAGUAAGAAUUUUGGUCCCUUAGUGACCCAUGUUGUUAAUUCAUCAGUGCUUUCUAAGUUCAUAGAGCAAAUUAGGACAGUGCAUUUCUAACCAUUAUUUACUGCACUGUGGGUAGUAAAUGUAUUCCAGUACCAAACUUCUCUAAAUGUACUGUAAUGUAACCAGUAAAGGUAACCAACCAUAUACAUGCAAAGGGUAAAUCAUAUCUUAAACAUAAAUCGGGAAUCAAGUCCAUUCACCAGAUUUCAAAUAGAUGUUUACUAAUAUUUUUAUGACAAUAUGAAGUGGGUAAAUUAGAUACCAUUAGCAUAGUAUUUUUAAUGUGUUUAUCAUUGGAUCUUUUGCAUGCUUUAAUCUGGUUAAUAUAUUUAAAUUUGCUUUUUUCCCCCUCCAUCUGAAGGCUCUGUUUAUAGUAUUUUAUGACACUGUUGUAAAGUUCAACUAUAUCAAUAAAAAACACAUUUGGACAGUAUUUAAAUAUUGCAAAUAUUUUUAAUUUACUAAUCAAAAUAUAGAGGAAUUAAAUUAGCAAAAAGAGAAGAGCCUCUUUCUGUGGCUAGAAUUGCUCUAGCAUUUUGGUAAGCAAGAUAUUAGAAAAAGAAUUUCAGAUAAAAAUCCUGUAUUUUUAGGUUAGUUUAUGUUAUCUUAGUUACAGGAGACCACCACAGUAAAGUGAAAUCUGCCUAGUGUUCCAUAAGGUAUCUUUUCGGGUGUGGCUAUAGAAUGUAAAUGAAACAAAGUCUAAAUGCUAAAUUUUAUGGGAUAAUGGCAGCAAUAAAUUAAAAUGCUAAGAAUGA
Molecule: messenger RNA, 4946 nt
Organism: Pteropus alecto (black flying fox)
Lineage: Eukaryota; Metazoa; Chordata; Mammalia; Chiroptera; Pteropodidae
Gene: ATP11B
Product: ATPase phospholipid transporting 11B (putative)
Exons: 32
Biological process (GO): phospholipid translocation
Cellular component (GO): plasma membrane; trans-Golgi network; endoplasmic reticulum
Molecular function (GO): magnesium ion binding; ATP binding; ATP hydrolysis activity
Source: RefSeq, a predicted model, not a curated record